UGGUUGACUCAUCUUUCUCUAUGGUUUAAUGGUAGGAUUUGGUUUCGUUGACCGAGACCGACCAACUUGUAAAUUGUUUUGUUUUGUGAUUUAAUUUUAAUAUUUAUCUCUUAUUUUACGUUUUAACAUAAUGUUAUCCUUCGUCGUAUCAAAUAGUAAUCGUAUUACAGAUUGCCUUACUCUUUCGAACGUAUUGUGAUCUCUAAGCAAUAGUAGUGAUAUUUUCCCACAUAAUUAUGGUUAACUGACGUUAGACAUUGCAUCCUCAAUUAUGGCAGACCCAGGUUAUUAUCACAGUGAUUAUAUUCGUCACCCAGUACUGCAUGAACUGGGUGUCAAGUAUGGAAUCAAAACUGAAUGUAUUCCAGAAAUAGCUUUGCCGUCUAAGUUGGAGGAGCUCAAGGAUGUCAUACGUAGAGAAAUACGUAAGGAACUUAAAAUAAAAGAGGGUGCGGAGAAGUUGCGCGAAGUCGCCACCGACCGGAGAUCACUGUCUGACGUCGCUAACAUCGUCAAAAAGGCCAAUAUUAAGUUAAACGAACUCAAAUCAGACUUGCAAGAACUUGAGUCACAAUUGCUGCUUUCACGCGGGCAAUCCACACCUACGUCGCCCGAAGAUCUAUCUUACGAUGAAGAGAUCAUCCUGGCUUCGGAGGCGGCACAACAACAGCGCCAACUUGGAGAGGCUACUACUGACCGUAAAUUGGCAUCCCUGCAAAAACAGUUGAAUAUUGAACAGAAAGUAAAACAAGGGGCAGAGAACAUGAUACAGAGUAUCAGUAGCAGCAAUCAGUCUCGUGAUAAAAAGCUUCUAGCUGAGGCACAUCAAAUGUUGGCUGAUUCGAAAGCUAAGAUUGAAUAUCUGAAGCUCCGCAUAUCUAAAUUGUCAAAACAGCAAAAAGGUGACACUGCUGGAGCUAAUGGUGAUGGAAAAGGGUCUGACUUAAGUGGUGUUGAUGCCUUACUAGAUGAAAGAAUUGCUGAGCUGAGAAACCGUCUGAGGAUUGAGGCUGCAGUAGUUGAAGGUUCAAAAAAUGCUAUCAGACUAUUGCAAACUGAUAAGAAAGUGACUGACAAAAAAGCCUUACAAGAAGCUCAAAUGAGUCUUCUGGAGUCAUCCCAGAAAUUGGAGCUGUUACGUGUUUCCUUAGAUUUAAGAAGGCAAGAAUUACCAUCAGAAAGUGCUGCAUUUAUUGAGCUGGGACAUGAGAUUCGUAGUACUGGAUCUAGUCCAGGAUAUGUAAGCCUGUCUGGCAGCAGUGGCUCUAGGUCUCAGUUGUUGUCCCCAGCGCCUAUGAUCAGCCAAUGUGUGCAAGUGACAGGCACUUUAGAAGUAAGGUUAAUGGGAUGCCAAGACUUAUUAGAAGAUGUACCCGGCCGUAGUCGGAGAGAUCCUCUGGCCAGUCCUUCAGAUUUGAAGUCAUUUGUGAAAGGAGUGGCAAUUCGUAACUCUAUGAAAUAUACAUACAGCAUCAAGGAAGAUACAAGUAAUGAAAUCAUGGCGGUUAUGAAGCUGGAUAACCACACUGUUGCGCAGACCAGUUGGAGGCCUUGUUCACAACAAGCUUGGGACCAACGGUUUACCAUCAAAUUGGAUAAAUCCAGAGAACUGGAAAUUGGAGUCCACUGGAAAGACUGGAGAGGACUAUGUGCUAUAAAGUUUUUGAGAUUGGAAGAAUUUAUUGAUGACAUAAGACACGGCAUGGCCUUAGAGCUUGAGCCGCGAGGUGUAUUAUUUGCUGAAAUUAAAUUCUUGAAUCCCAUUGUAUCCAGGAAACCAAAACUCCAGAGACAGAGGAAAAUAUUCAAGCAACAAGGGAAGAAUAUUCCCAGACCAUCCUAUGGUGACAUGCAUAUUCCAGCUGUUGUCUUAGGGAGGUUACUGAAGCGCUCAUCACCAUCAAUACAGAACAUACAGACUGCCCACAUUCAUCAGCACCAGGGCAGCUUUGAAUCUACCUCUGUUGACAACAGGGAAAUUGAAAACCCAAAUGUCACACUUGGAGGAAUGGCUGGGGUGAGACCCCUGGGCCUACCUUCAACUCCAACCACCCCCCUUCCCCCUACAGCUCCACCAAAACCCACACUUCCGCUGCAGCCCCCACCAAAUGUUUCCACUCUUCGUAUGGAGAAGGAAUUGCAAGAAGCAUUUGCAUUUUUGGAAGAUUCAUAUACCAGAGAUAAUUAUGUUGUUAAGGAACCACAAACGCCAUGUGACACACCAUUGGUGGAGUAUCCACCAUCCCCAUCUCCAAAACUGGUUAUUGAAUAUCCUAGCAAUGAGGAUCAAAUUGUGGAUGUCACAAGUAAUAUGAGAAUAUCAUCAUCUCGCUCAUCAUCCAUCAUAGAUACAAUGGGUAAGGAUCAGGAUUCCCGAAGACAGUCAGGCGACAUGUCCAUGGGCAGCUUCCGGUUGUUAAGUGUCCUUGGAAGGGGACACUUUGGAAAAGUAAUUUUAGCUCAGUACAAACCUACUAAUGAAUAUUUUGCAAUCAAAGCUUUAAAAAAAGGUGAUAUUAUAGCAAGAGAUGAAGUAGAUUCUCUGUUAUCAGAAAAGAGAAUUUUUGAGGUAGCUAAUGCAAUUAGACAUCCAUUUUUGGUUAAUCUGUUUGCAUGUUUCCAAACUGAACAGCAUGUCUGUUUUGUAAUGGAGUACGCGGCGGGAGGUGAUCUUAUGAUGCACAUACAUGCUGACGUCUUCACAGAACCCAGGGCAGUAUUUUAUGCAGCUUGUGUAGUAUUAGGCCUACAGUAUUUACAUGAGAAUAACAUUAUUUAUAGAGAUUUAAAGUUAGAUAACUUACUUCUAGAUACAGAUGGUUAUGUUAAAAUUGCUGAUUUCGGUCUGUGUAAAGAAGGGAUGGGUUGGGGCGACCGCACCGGAACUUUCUGUGGCACUCCGGAAUUUCUUGCUCCCGAAGUAUUAACAGAAACUUCUUAUACGCGGGCUGUAGAUUGGUGGGGAUUGGGUGUCUUGAUAUUUGAGAUGUUAGUUGGGGAAUCACCAUUUCCUGGGGAAGAUGAGGGUGAAGUUUUCGAUUCUAUUGUGAACGACGAAGUUCGUUACCCUAGGACUUUGUCCUUGGAAGCUAUCGCCUUAAUGCGACGUUUAUUGAGAAAAAAUCCGGAUAGAAGGCUAGGUUCUUCUGAGCGAGACGCUGAAGAUGUUAAGAAACAGGCGUUCUUCCGCAAUGUAAAUUGGGAACAACUUUUGCUCCGUAAAGUAAAGCCACCAUUUGUGCCAACAAUAAAUAAUCUAGAAGAUGUUAGUAAUUUCGAUAGCGAAUUUACUUCAGAAGCGGCAGUGCUCACUCCGCCGAAGGAACCGCGGCCUCUCUCUGCCACAGACCAUAAAAUGUUUCAAGAUUUCACAUACAUGGCAGACUGGUGUUAGACACAAAGGUUGUUCAAUAUUUCAAAAAUUGACCAUUGACUAAGUUAUGGCUAUGUGAUACACUUGGUUAUCACUUGAAUAAGUAGAAAAAUGUAACUGAAAAAGCAAUACAUAUUUAGGUACGUAAUUUAAUCUGUACUCUUGUAUCUAAUGAAGUGUUAUGAUAUUUAUGAAGACCAUGGGUAAUUCACAUAUCAAUUGAUGUUGGUUUUUGAGUGUAAGUUGGAUUAACAGUCAUAAUCUUUGAAAAUUGAACACAAUGUGUUUCUUGACCCAAUGAUUAAACAAUAUUAAAAGCAACUAGGUUGUAACUUCAAUUACAAUAACCCCCAUUGCCUUACGAAUGAUUGAGAAAUCUGUAUUUUGAUAAUGUCAUUGUUUUCACUAAAUCAGAGUGUCUUUAGGAUUCUCUUGUUAUCUUGUAUUUAAUGCAGUUAAAUGCAAUAUUUUAUAAUAAAUUGUGUAAUUUAAUAAGUUUUAAAUAGUGCUAAUGUUUAUUUUUUUAAAAACAUCGUGUUAUAGAUUUAUAUAUAUUAUGUAGUUAUGAAUUGAUUAACGUAGAGUUAUGUAAUAAUAAUAACUAAUAAUAAAUAAGUGAAGGCGUGUCAAAUCAUAUUACGUUUUCAGUCAGUUGUUUACUUAUUCAGCGAAAUAAAGGUAUCAAAACGU
Molecule: messenger RNA, 4063 nt
Organism: Amyelois transitella
Lineage: Eukaryota; Metazoa; Arthropoda; Insecta; Lepidoptera; Pyralidae
Gene: Pkn
Product: serine/threonine-protein kinase N
Exons: 2
Coding region: 272-3394 (1040 amino acids)
Biological process (GO): signal transduction; protein phosphorylation
Molecular function (GO): protein serine/threonine kinase activity; ATP binding; small GTPase binding
Source: RefSeq, a predicted model, not a curated record